Molecule: messenger RNA, 2439 nt
Organism: Oncorhynchus tshawytscha (Chinook salmon)
Lineage: Eukaryota; Metazoa; Chordata; Actinopteri; Salmoniformes; Salmonidae
Product: DNA repair protein complementing XP-A cells homolog
Exons: 5
Coding region: 223-1047 (274 amino acids)
Biological process (GO): base-excision repair; nucleotide-excision repair, DNA damage recognition; UV-damage excision repair
Cellular component (GO): nucleotide-excision repair factor 1 complex
Molecular function (GO): damaged DNA binding
Source: RefSeq, a predicted model, not a curated record
AGAAGUGACAGUUAAGGAUUAAGAUGUGGUUUUGUUUUUGUGCAAAAGCACAGGUGGAUUGCCACUCUAACAGCUGUGUACGGGCUAAAAAACAAGAUCAAAACAUCUCUGCCCUCCUUUCAACCCUGCCAGCUGUCUUUCUGGUAAACAUCUUCAAUGUAUUGCCAUUUCCAAGACACUGGAGAGUGUAACAGCUAGCUAGCUCCAGUCCUGCGUUUUGGGAUGGAUCUGUUGGAGCUCCCCACGCCAAUGAAUGAUCAUGCUGCUUCUCCCCCUUCGGAGCCCAAAGCCAAGAGCUGCGAUCUGUCCCCCGCUAUGAGAGCCAAGAUCGAACGGAACAGACAGCGGGCUGUGAUGCUGAGGCAAGCCCGCCUGGCCAACAGACCAUCGGCAGGAGAAGGGGGUGGAACCUCGGCUAAAGUCGCCAAGACAGUCGACUCUGGUGGAGGGUUCUUCAUUGAAGAAGAAGAUGAGAAGCAAAGGAAAGUGGUGCUUCAACCAGCCCCUGUGAUAAAGGCAGACUACCUGGUGUGUGAUGACUGUAACAAGUCGUUUAUGGAUUCCUACCUCAGCAACGGCUUCGAUCUGGCAGUCUGUGACAACUGCAGAGACUACGAGGUUAAACACAAGCUGGUAUCCCGUACGGAGGCUAAGCAGCUCUACCUACUGAAGGACUGUGACCUGGACCAGAGGGAGCCAGUGCUGAGGUUUGUCCUGAGGAAGAACCCACACAAUCCUCAUUGGGGAGACAUCAAACUCUACCUCAGGCUGCAGGUGGAGAAGCGCUCCUUAGAGGUGUGGGGCUCUGAGGAGGCCCUGGAGGAGGCCAAGGAAGCAAGAGAGGAGAACAGGGAGGUGCAGAAGCAGAAGCGCUUCAACAAAAAAGUCAAAGAGCUGCGUUGUGCGGUGAGGAGAAGCAUGUGGACCAAGGGAACCAGUGCUCACCAGCACGAGUACAACCCUGAGGAACUAGUGGAUGAAGAGGAGGAUCUCUACAGGAAGGUCUGUAACGCCUGUGGACACGAACUGACCUAUGAGAAGAUGUAGCCGUGUGUCCUUUGAACCUUAUCCCCGGGGGCCCACAGGGGAGUUAUUUUUAUGUGGACCACUGUACUUGAUACAGGCCUUGAAGCAAGGAGGCCUACCUGAAAUCAUGUCUCAGCACAUGCCAUAUAUACAACGCAGACAUACAUCAAUAUUUCUCUCUUACAAUAUGUUGUGUUCCAGAAGCUGGUGAUUGCUGUUAUACUGUAAAAUAUGAACUGUUAAGUAUAUUAACUUCCCUUUUCUAUAGACCAUUUGUAAAAUCAUGUAAUGCCAAAGGAUUUGCAUGUCUGAAAUUACUUUUGAAAUUGUAUGAAAAAUGCAUAUUUUUCCAUAAUGUGAUCACUGUUUUGCAAUAACUUGGACAUUUAGUUUGAUUACUGUGGAUGGAUAAAGACAGGAUUCAUUCUGGACCACAGAAGAUCCGCGUUGUAGCGGUAAAAUUAACCUGCCUCAUUAUUCUGAGGUUGGUGGUUCAAACCCCAUUUAAUAUUUUUCACAAUUCUAAAUAUUUAAAGAGAACAUUUAAAUGUCAGAUACAUUUGAGGGUCAGAUAAGAUCUGUGUUCUGUAAAUCUGGGCCCAUUUUUUCAAAAGUGAUCUGAUCGGAUUUCAGCAAUCGGAUCGGAUUAAAUGCGUAGAAAUAGAAUGACCCGAUUGCUGAAAUCCGAUCACACAACUUUUGAAAAACUGUGCCCAGAUGAGUCAAAGCUCAACUGCUUAGCCUUCCCUGAGUAAAGAAACAAUGUGAUGUUGGGAAAAUGUGCAGGUGGCUCAGUGCUUAACUCAACUGUCUUAGUACCUGGAGGUUGUGGGUUCUAAUAUAAUGUACAGUUAGUGCUUUUGACUGUACUUUACGAUGUCAAAUACACCAACCUGGUCUCAGAGCAUUUCGUAUUAUUCUGUACGUAAACCUGAGCCACUCCAUUUACCAUAUGUUGUAUGGUAUGCAUUCAUUUGUUGAUGUCCAUCUAUUUCGUAUAUGUUAAACCCCGUGGUUCCAGAACAGUAACCAGCAGUGGUUAUGGAGGGAAACGUUUGGGGAAAAAGUAGCCCCUAAGAUUUUAAAAGCACUUUAAAAGAAUACUUUUUAGAGAGAGGUUUCCCUCUAUAAAACGCUGCUUUUUACACGAGGGGGAACCUCAGGACUUAACCCCCAUUAGUGAUCACGGUCCACCAGCCAGCCAUCAGCGAGCGUCAAUGCAACCACACUCACAGGCUCUGCCUGGGGUAGAACCUACAACCCUCUGCUUAUACUCAGAAAGCCUCCUGAGUGGUCUAAGGCACUGCAUCGCAGUGCUAGCUGUGCCACUAGAGAUCCUGGUUUGGGUCCAGGCUCUGUCGCAGCUGACCGCGAGACUCAUGGGGCGGCGCACAAUUGGCCCAGCGUCAUCUG